Molecule: messenger RNA, 654 nt
Organism: Linum tenue
Lineage: Eukaryota; Viridiplantae; Streptophyta; Magnoliopsida; Malpighiales; Linaceae
Source: the annotation of a GenBank genome assembly
AUGGAAGGAAAGGCUUUCAACCUGCAGAGUCUUACCUGCAUAAUCCAGGCGUGGUUCAAUAUUGUGAAUCAGGCCAAGCUUUUGGUCAGGAAAACUUCAACUGCAGGCGGCCCCUCUACCUGUAAGAAACAUGUGUCCUGGAAACCACCACGGGAAGGGUGGAUUCAGCUCCAAACAGACGGGUCGUUCUACUCGUCCACGAGCAGUGCUGCUGCAGGGGGCCUGCUUCGUGAUCACCUUGGAAGAUGCAGUAAAACAUUUGUGUGCAACUUGGGCUCCUGUUCGAUUACUUGCGCUGAACUGAAAGCGGCUACAGUAGGUCUCAAGAUUGCGUGGGAUGAGGGGCAUAAUAAGGUGGAGUUGAACCUUGACUCGGAAACUGCCAUUGCAAUCAUCAAGAAUUCUGUUGAUGAUGAUCACAGACACAGACUUCUUGCAACAACUAUCAACAAACUUUUGCGCCUCGAGUGGGAGGUGAAGAUUAACCAUGUUUAUAGAGAAAUGAAUAGUGCAGCUGACUAUCUUGCAAAUGUUGGUCACUGCUAUUCUUUUGGUACACAUUCAUUCGAUGUGUACGAAGUCGGUCUUAGACACUGGCUCUUUCAUGAUGUAAUGGGGAUUUCCCAGGACCGUUUUAUUACAGUAAUGAAUUAG